AUGGCAUCCAUUUCGACUGACCAGCAUACACAGCCCACCACUCAGCUGCUGUCAGUGGGAGAAAAGGAUAGGAAACGGCUGCUGGAGGUGUAUGUAAAGGGAAGUCUCAGCCUUAACGAUGGAUCACAAUGUCCUCUGAGACAGGAGCAAAGAUCACACAAAUGGGUUGCCAUCACAGAGCGCAAGACAAGAGAUCGCAAACAUUCCAGCGAUACAUCUCUGAACUUGACUUCACAAGCCUCCAUCUCAGAUGAAGGCAUUAGAUACGAGCCACUCACUGAACCGCAAAUGGAUAAAAAGGAGACGUCGUCUGAGAAGAAAUCCAAAAAGUGGAGAGUUAAAGGGAGUCUGUGCCGCAACGAUGGCUCUAAUGCAUCGCAAAUGUCCAACAGCAAACCCAAGAAGAAGUUUCUACUUUUGGAUAAGGGCAAGGAGGAAGGUGGGCAAAGCAUUGAUUCUUUAUCCCCCCAAACAAGUACAGUUACCGCUGGAAAUAUGCAUUCAAAUGUGCAAGAAAAUCUGGAGACUUCUACAUUGGAAAGGAAGGACAAAGAAGGCAAGAAGACAAAGAAACCCACUGUAUGGAAGAGUUUCUUGAGCUGGUUUUCCAAAGGAAACAGUGAAAAGGAGCAAGAUCAUCAGAGAACCGAAGAACAGCUCCCUCUUUCCCAUCCCUCAACGCCCCAAAUCUCUUGUUUGCCUUUAGGUGAUGCCCUAUCAAAAAGCGAUAUCAACCUGCACCAUUCAAAUUCGACGUUGCACAGGAGAUCAUUAAAAUGGAGGCGAAGUGGAGAUAUGUCCACUGAAAAAUCUGUUGAGAUAGUGGAACCCAUUAACUCGUACUAUGAGAAAAUGUCAGAGGAACUGGAGAAAAUUGUGAAUGAAGUGAAAGACAGUCCAGCUGAAGACAAUGCCGCUCAAAUAACAGACCAGAAUGCUGGUUGUGUCUCAAUGUCUGAAUUACAACAGAAUAGGGCUGUGAUUAAAGAUAUAGAAGAGCAAGGAGACUUAAUAAAUAUCAAGCGGAACGAGAACAGCACCAUAACCGCUUAUCUGAAUGGAAUCACCUGUAGAUCCUUCCAGCAAAUGGCUGAACAAUAUGUGCAGUCAGAAGUUCCCAAUAACAAAACCCAGCCACCUGUCGUGGCACCAGAGCUGGUGAAGUUCGCCUUCACUCUGGAUUUCACAGCCAGAGUGGCUAGUCUACACUGCCAAGCCAUGGGCCAAAUCAUGGACUUCGGGAACCAGUAUCUCCAAGAUCGCUUCACUCACAUGAGCGAGAGCAAUCCGCAUCUCUUUGACAUUAAAGCAGAGGAUCGGAAAACACAACUCUGA
Molecule: messenger RNA, 1335 nt
Organism: Sinocyclocheilus grahami
Lineage: Eukaryota; Metazoa; Chordata; Actinopteri; Cypriniformes; Cyprinidae
Exons: 5
Coding region: 1-1335 (444 amino acids)
Biological process (GO): regulation of extrinsic apoptotic signaling pathway
Source: RefSeq, a predicted model, not a curated record